Molecule: messenger RNA, 3517 nt
Organism: Artibeus jamaicensis (Jamaican fruit-eating bat)
Lineage: Eukaryota; Metazoa; Chordata; Mammalia; Chiroptera; Phyllostomidae
Gene: POLD3
Product: DNA polymerase delta 3, accessory subunit
Exons: 13
Coding region: 84-1595 (503 amino acids)
Biological process (GO): nucleotide-excision repair, DNA gap filling; DNA replication; DNA strand elongation involved in DNA replication
Cellular component (GO): nucleus; delta DNA polymerase complex
Molecular function (GO): DNA-directed DNA polymerase activity
Source: RefSeq, a predicted model, not a curated record
AUGCAGAAAAAGCAGUUGCCAAAAAUCAACACCCACUCUGACUGAAACUCUCAGCAAACUAGGAAGAGAAAUUCCACAAUCUGAUGAAGGGUAUUGGAUCAAAUCAGGGUACAGAUGAGAGAGAAACUACACAGAGAAGAAAGAAGGCAGGGAGAGAGAGAGUCAUCAAUCCAAUCAGUAGCCUCCUGCACAUGCCUGGACCAGGGGUCAAACCUGGGAUCAAACCUGGGAUCAAACCUAGGAUCAAACCUACAACCGAGGUGACAUACAAAUGGCUUAGCUACACACUAGGAGUUCAUGUUAACCAGGCCAAACAGAUGCUGUAUGAUUAUGUUGAAAGGAAGCGAAAAGAAAAUUCGGGAGCCCAGCUGCACGUCACCUACUUAGUGUCUGGCACUCUUGUUCAGAAUGAACAUUUGUGCCACAAGGUUGCAGUAGUGAGAGAAGAUAAAUUGGAAGCAGUGAAGUCCAAGCUGGCUGUGACUGCCAGUGUCCAUGUGUACAGCGUCCAGAAAGCCAUGCUGAAGGACAGUGGGCCUCUGUUCAACACUGACUACGACAUCCUUAAAAGCAACUUGCAGAACUGCAGCAAGUUUAGUGCUAUACAAUGUGCCGCUGCAGUCCCUAGAGCUUCUGCUGAAACUUCACCUUCUGAGAAGUUGGAGCAGUCGAAUCAUCAGGUGUCAAGUGAGACACAAGCCAAUAAUGAGUUGACCACCAAUGGUUAUGGCCCACCUAGCUCCAAACAGAUUUCCCACCAACCUAAAGGAAUUAUGGGAAUGUUCGCCUCUAAAGCUGCUUCUAAAACCCAAGAGGCCAACAAAGAAACCAAAACAGAAGUUAAAGAGGUAACAAAUGCAUCUUCAGCGGGUAAUAAGGUACCAGCAAAAGGGAAUGUGAUGAACAAUUUUUUUGGAAAAGCUGCUAUGAAUAAACUUAAAGUCAAUUUGGAUUCAGAGCCAGCACUGAAAGAAGAAAAAAUUGUGGAACAGCCUCCACUGUCUGUCACUGAACCAAAGCUGGCAGCCCCCACAGGCCUGAAGAAGUCCAGCAAAAAAGCAGAGCCUGUUAAGAUGCAGCAGGAGAAAAAGAGGGGGAAGCGAGUGGAGCUCUCUGAUGACGAGACAAAAGAAACUGUCAGCAUGAGGAGAAAGAGGAGGAGAGUCAAACUCCCCGAGUCUGACAGCAGUGAAGAUGAAGUCAUACCAGAUUCUCCUGGGGCUUAUGAAGCUGUGUCGCCAUCCCCACCUCCUCCUGCGUCUCCCCCUCUUGACCCAGCACCGAAGACUGAACCAGAGCCUCCUUCUGUCAAGCUCGUAGGUGGAGAAAACAAAAGAAAACGAAAGCGUGUGCUGAAAUCUAAAAUGUUUCUGGAUGGUGACGGCUGCAUGGUGACUGAAAAAUUCUACGAGAGCGAAUCCUGCACAGACAGCGAAGAAGAACUUAAGAUGAAGACAUCGUCCAUACACAGACCCCCAGCAAUGACUGUCAAAAAAGAGCCCAAAGAGGAACGAAAGGGCCCCAAGAAAGGAACUGCUGCUGUGGGCAAAGCCAACAGACAAGUGUCCAUCACUGGCUUCUUCCCGAGGAAGUGAACUGCCAUCUCUGUUGGGUCAGGGAUGUGGAGUGGUCGGGGGGAGACCAAGACAUACAGACUCUCACUUACUGUGUAAGUUCGUCUAGCGCCUCACUCACCUGUGUCAGAGGGCUGUUCUUCCGUCUGUAAAGUUUGUGCUACCGGUUUCUAGCCAAAAGAAAUCACCUGGAAGCAAGAGGCAAAAGAAUAUUUAAACAGCUGUUACCUUCUAAUGACAUUUUUAAAGCAUAGUCUUUGACCUGUCCAGCAGAAGACUUUACUCAAAAAAAAAAAAAUGGAAACAGGCUUCAGAAUUAUCACUGAAGCCAUUUAGGAGCUAACCCACUGCUCCCUGCCCACCCUGGGUCCUGUCCGCACAUGACUCAGGGAGCCUUCCUGCUCGUUCCUUUGAUUCUGUGGGCUUGUGUGGUAUUCUUUCAUCCCUGCGUUUUAUUGGAUGUGUGUACCACUCUCUUAUCACCCCUUCCCCUCUAACACAGUUCUUUGUGAAGCCAUUUUCUGUAACUUUUAAAUCUUCGGUGAACUAAAGGCUGAAACGAAAACACCCCUAUAACCAUCUUUUCCUCCGUUGUAAAGCGCACUGACGCCUGGCCGCAUACCAGCACACUGCUUGGGUUCUGCCCCAUUCACAAAAGCUCUCUGGACCAGCACUCCCAACUCGCGGUUAGGGAGCACGAACAGAAAUGUAAUGGCGUGUUCAACUCCGCCAGAAAUCACCAAGUCCGCGAUGACAGGAUAGAGGGCGUGUUGUGUUGCUGACGUGGAGUGUGGUGCUCUUCGUGACCUCGGUCUCCUCCCCUCUCACCCUUUCCCACUUUCAAUACCUAGAGAGUGAAACCCAUACAAUGAAAUGAAGGCUAAAAAGAAAGCUUUUCCUACAUGCAGUAUGUAACAGUUAAGUAAAAUUCUUUUUAAGGAAGCUGAGCGUUCAGAAACAACAGUUUUCCAGGAAGUUCAUGAGGAGGAGAGAAAAGGACACACUUACAAUACAGAUGUUGCUCCUCUGUGCUUUUAACCCUCCCAUUUGCCCAAAAGUACAGGCUCCCUGAGAAGAGAUGGAGAGACUGAGGUAUUAGGAGGUCCAAACUGCUACUAAAUAAAUAUUUUCACUUGUUCCUUAAGGAAAAUCAAGUACUGCAGUGAUAGCUUUUAAGCGACUUCCAUUGUGGCUGGACAGUGGGCUCAGUGGAUGGAGGUGGGGUGGCAGUGACCUGCACAGUGAGCCCUGGGAGACAGGAAUACAGGCUUGGCUGCUGGUGUGAUUCACUGCAAACAGACCAGGGAUGUCUGACUUCUUUCCAUCUUAGCCUGGUGUACGUCUUACGUGACACAGCCUGCUACGUGCUGUUCAAGUGCGUAUUGUAAUGGACCUUGGACAAAGAGCAGCUUCUUGAGCAGCUGUCACCUUGGGCUCUCUAGCCAGGCACCCCGUGGCCUUGAUUAAGCCCAGAGGUUUGGCAUCACUUCUAGAACUUGUAAAGGCAGAGGCUUAUGUAGCAAGCCGAGUAAAGGUUGACAUGUUCCAACCCCCUUUCUUUUUUACAUCUAAAAGGAUGGAGAAAAACCUAAAAGCCUAAACUUAAACCUUUACAAAAAUUUCUGGAGAAGAAUCCCUUUUAAAUGGUUAUUUUUGUCAUUACCUGCAGUGGCAAAAAAUACAAAUGAAAAAUUAAAGAAAAUCAACUCAGUCUUUUCUUUUUUAAUUAUGCUGAGGUCUCUAGUAGACUGAAUUUUGAAGUGGAGAUCUCCGGUGCCGGCAGAAAGGGUAGUGCAGACCCUGGGACAGCAGUCCUGUGGCGGCUGUGUGCCGCCGGCAAGAUUUCCUUAGUAAGUGGUGGCCCUUUUUUUUUAAUACAAAACUACAGUGUUACCCCAUGAGUUAAAUAAAUCUGAGGAGUUGUUUUAAAAUAGUUCUUUCAA